ACUCUGGUGAGAACGUGCGGAAGCCAGAAAGAAUUUUGCCGCUUACAAGGAAACGGAGCCUUGAGAGACGAGAUUUCCCAAGCCCCGAGGAAAAACAUUCCCAGGUCCUGAUCAGCUCUUCCCAGUCUCAGAGAAGCCAUGGGAGCCUGCCACAUCCAGUACGCCCUGCUCCUCUCUCUGCUGGGCUUCGUCCCCUGCUCAGAUUCUCUGAACUGUCAGUUGGGAUCCAUGAUGCACGUCGGCAGUGGUCUCACUAAGGCAGCAGUUGAAUGGACAGAACAAAGCACCAUGAUGACUAUUCGUGAACAGAGUUGUCAGGAGAUUCUUGUUCUUAUAGAUGUAGGCAAAAAAUCUGUCUUAUUGGGAAGCAAAGGUACCAGCACAGAGAAGCAUAGGAAUGUAAGAAAUAUCACGGUGUUCGCCCCUGGACCAGGAAUAAUGGCCAUCACUUUUUACCACGUAUGUGACUCUGAACUGUGCAACAGUUCAAAUAGCAGCAGAGUCCUACUUGACUCGAUCCCUCGUGUAGCCCCUCCUGUGCCAGGAAGGAGCCAGUGUCCUGUCCGCUUGCAUUUUAAGGGUUCUGCCAACCGCAAGUCCAACCUUGUCUUCUGCCCUAGAGGCACUCGUUGUUACAGUAGUGAAUUGGCCUUCUACGGAGGUGGCCUCAGUGUAGUCUUUAGCAUUUCUGGAUGUCUGGUCUAUCCUCAAAAACGCUUAUUGAAAAAUCAAAGUUCAAUUGGGACAGUCUCCAUCACAGAAACCCGUUUUCCGUCCAAGAGUGGCGAUCCAUUCUCACAUGGACUUGUCCCAAGUAUGCUCCUGGCCUGGAUGUUAGGGCUCAGGUCUCUUCUCAGCCCUUCAUUUACAGCAAUCUGA
Rattus rattus (black rat) is the source of this 879-nucleotide messenger RNA. RefSeq names its product CD177 antigen-like. The coding region runs from base 139 to 879 and encodes 246 amino acids. Gene Ontology annotation, cellular component: plasma membrane raft; plasma membrane. Gene Ontology annotation, biological process: cell-cell junction maintenance; leukocyte cell-cell adhesion; positive regulation of neutrophil degranulation. Lineage: Eukaryota; Metazoa; Chordata; Mammalia; Rodentia; Muridae. The record is from RefSeq and is a predicted model, not a curated record. The transcript has 6 exons.